Molecule: messenger RNA, 1387 nt
Organism: Harpia harpyja (harpy eagle)
Lineage: Eukaryota; Metazoa; Chordata; Aves; Accipitriformes; Accipitridae
Gene: CRLS1
Product: cardiolipin synthase 1
Exons: 7
Coding region: 149-1147 (332 amino acids)
Biological process (GO): cardiolipin biosynthetic process
Cellular component (GO): membrane; mitochondrion
Molecular function (GO): cardiolipin synthase activity
Source: RefSeq, a predicted model, not a curated record
CAGCCCGCGGCUCAUACCGUGUCCCCGCGCCCCCCCCGCGCCGGUCUGUCGGGGCGGCGGAUGGCGACGGCGGCGGCGGGAGGCCGCUCGCUCCCGCGGGCACGGCCGCAGCGCGCGUAGGGGCCGCGGGCAGGCGCCACCCCACACCAUGCUGACCGCCGCUUGGCUGGGCAGGGGUUUCUGGGGGCUCCUCCGCGGCGCGGGGCGGAGACGGCCGGGCGGCGGCGCGAGGCCUCUGGCCGCCCGACCCGGGGCGGCGGCGACGGCGGAGGGGCGCGGCGGCGGGCCGGGCGGCCGCCGCCAUGGCAACAGCGGCGUCUUCUGCCUGGCGGCGGCCGCGAGGGCUCUGGUGGGGUCGCGCGCGGCGCCCGCCCUGCGGCAGCACCAGCGGCUGCUGCGCGAGCCCCAGCGGCUGCUGCGCGCGCCCGCCACCGCCUGGCGCCUCCUCAGCGGCGGGAGCGGGCAGCGGCGGGCGGGGAGCGGCGGGGCCGGGCCGCCGGAGCCCCCCCGGGAGCGGCGUGUGGCGGGGCGCUACGCCGAGCUGUAUGAAAACCCCUGGACGAUCCCAAAUAUACUCUCGAUGGCAAGAAUGGGUUUGGCGCCAGUUUUAGGGUAUUUGAUCGUUGAAGAAAACUUCCGUGUUGCACUAGGUGUCUUUGUUUUGGCCGGUGUAACGGAUUUGCUGGAUGGAUUUAUUGCACGAAACUGGGCUAAUCAGAAAUCAGCUUUGGGAAGCGCUCUUGAUCCUCUGGCUGAUAAAAUUCUCAUCAGUGUGCUCUAUGUAAGCCUAACUUGUGCAAAUCUUAUCCCAGUUUCACUUACUUCCGUGAUUAUUCUGAGGGAUGUAGCGCUCAUUGCUGCUGUUUUUUAUGUGCGAUACAAAACUCUUUCUCCACCGAGAACACUCAGUAGGUAUUUUAACCCCUGUUACGCUACUGCCCAAUUAAAACCAACAUUCAUUAGCAAGAUGAAUACAGCAGUUCAGCUAAUUUUGGUGGCAGCUUCUUUAGCAGCUCCUGUUUUCAAUUAUGUGGACAGCAUAUAUCUGCAGACAUUAUGGUGCAUCACAGCUUUCACAACGGUGACAUCUGCAUACAGCUAUUACCACUACGGCCGAAAAACGGUUCAGGUGAUAAACAACAAAUGAAGUAUUCCUGGAAGGACCAGGUCUUGGCAGUGUGGUGUGCUUUACUGCCGAAGAUGGUUGUAUUGCAACUGAGUUUUGGAUCAAGAAAUCUUGUUUUUCUGCUUAAACCAUGGCAUCGCAAUGAAGUGAAGUUUGAACAUGUACUGUGUAUAUAUAUGGAGAGAGACUUUUCAGUGUAUUUUUAAUUUGUUUAAAAAUAAGGUUGUUUACAAAAACAAAUAAAUAAUAUUCUUAAAGACA